This is a messenger RNA of Cryptotermes secundus, 5158 nucleotides long. It is a transcript of the gene Tango14, whose product is annotated as dehydrodolichyl diphosphate synthase complex subunit nus1. Gene Ontology annotation, molecular function: ditrans,polycis-polyprenyl diphosphate synthase [(2E,6E)-farnesyl diphosphate specific] activity. Gene Ontology annotation, cellular component: endoplasmic reticulum membrane; dehydrodolichyl diphosphate synthase complex. NCBI's taxonomy places the organism in Eukaryota, Metazoa, Arthropoda, Insecta, Blattodea, Kalotermitidae. The coding region runs from base 164 to 964 and encodes 266 amino acids. The record is from RefSeq and is a predicted model, not a curated record. The transcript has 4 exons.
CAUGAGCUACGUUCGUGUUGGAAGUGGUGGGGUUGAAGUGCAUGUGUAGUGAUGUGUAGGGAGAGAUAGGGAGAGUGGUAGGAGUGAUGAAGUUACUAAUAUUGUGGCAAUGCGUGGUUGUAGGAACCGGCGCUCGUAGUGUAUGUUUUAAGGAUAAUGGUAUAUGUACGUUUGUUCAUCAAACAGUAUGACGUUCAGUUUGUACCGUGUUACGUGGACACUUUUGCAUAUGUUGAUAUCUGCUCUGCACUUCAUAGAGUGCGUGUGGAUUUCAGUUCGCAAGAAACUAGAUCUGUUGCAUAAGAAAUGCACGGAAGAUGAAUAUGACUUUAUUUCGAGAUAUGUAAAGUUAUUUGAUAAAGUCCCUUCACAUUUAGUAGUCAUUGUAGGUAAUGAAUCUAUAUCGUACAGGGAUCUGGCAAAUGUAGCUGUUUGGUGCAUUGCAGCAGGAAUUUCGUUCAUAAGCUUCUACGAUCAUCAUGGAAAUUUAAAGAAGAAUGAAACUGAAUUAUUCAGAGCCCUUUCUGAAGUGACAAAAGGACAUCUUGAUAACAUUAUAUGGGGGAAGAAAACCAAGACACAUGGGUUAAUAAAAAGGAAUGGAACAAAAAAUGGUGUUAUAUCAACACAGAAGCUUCAUGUGAAUAUUUUUUCUCUGAGUGAUGGAAAAGGAGCUUUGGUGCAGCUCGCAAGGAGCAUCUGCCAGUCUGCUAUCAGUGGUCAAAUAAAGUCAGCAGAUAUUAAUCAGGACAUAAUUGACACGAAGUUACAGGCAGAAAUGGACAUUCCAGAUCCAGAACUUGCUCUUAUCUGUGGAGAUGUGUGUUCUACAUAUGGCUUCCUUCCGUGGCAGAUACGUGUCACAGAAUUUUUACAGCUGCAGUCGCAUCAUAACAUUCAAGUAAAGGAUUUCCUGUUACUCUUAAUGCGAUAUGGAAAAUGUGCACAGAGGUUUGGUAAAUGACCUGGGGUGAUAGAUGUUAGCAUGUGAAUUAUGUGAAAGAACCUUUAGUGAACAGACUGAUGCAAGGAUGUUUUCUUGACUGUCAAAUCCCCACCUACCGGCAGAGUUCAGCCAGGAUAUCAAUGAAGCCACUGAACUCUUACAACAAGAAUUAAUUUAAUAAUCUUGGGCUUCAGAUUUGGAGUUAUCAGAACCACCAUUAAAAUGAAAUAUAAAUAUUUUCACUUUUAAUACUAUUAAGAGUUAACUUAGAGAAGUAAUUAUGUGGUCACCGAAGUACACACUGUUGUCCAUGAUCCCUAGUUGCCCCCCCUUCCUGUCCAUGUCAAUAGAAACGGACAUUUUGCAGAAUCCAGAGAUGCCAGUGUAAAUUAAAAGUCAGUGGUUACUGUUGGUUUAUUUUAAUUCUGUUUCAGUCAGAAUUACACUAUGUUUGGUUAGUUUGUAUGUGUUUCCCGCCCCCAGUUUUGGUUUCAGAAACUUUACAAGGCAUUAAUUGUUGUGACCUGAUGUUUUAUAGCAUAUAAUAUGUGCCUUGCUAUUUUAAUCAAAACUGAUACAGGUUUAUGUAUUGGGAACAUUCCAGAUUUGUUAAAAUUAGGGUCUUCAGGGAUGUGAUGGGUCACUGAUAGUCUGGUAAGUAGCACUUUUAGUGAAAUUGGUUUCUCACUGACCUGGUCCCAGCCCUCUCUUCCCAAUAUUACAUACAUUUUAUCUUUGCUUAUAUCACUUCCCCCAUGAAGAUUGAGGCGGCAGUGCCUACCAAAAUGUUGGUACCUGUCUACAAGACAACAUGGUUUCCGAGCUCAGAGGGCAGUAAUUGUAAAUGCUGUUGGCCAGAUUUAAAUCUUCACUAGCACAGUGCUGAUGGAUAUAUUUAAACUUGGGAGGUACUGGGGUUUACACUGUAAACAAUGUGACACUAAACCUGCUGGGGCCUGCUUAACCAGCACUGUUGUGAGGCACACAUGUGAUGGUUAAUAUUCACUGCCAUGAGGACCUCAGAUCUCACUCCAGAUUUGUUUUUAAGGGGUACCUGGUUAGAAUGCGAGGUUACUGCUUAAAAUGACUGAGAUGAUUUAUUGGUCUCUUCAGUCUCUGCAAGGAUGUUACGUUGCAGUAUGCUCUAACCAGGUCUUUACAGAUCAUUGCCUAUUCACCAUUUAUUAUCAUUUGAGUCUGUAUACUGUCUGAAGUUGAAACAUGUUAAACAGCCUAGAAAUCAGUUUCAAACAAGUUAUUUACAGUUCCAUCAUUUUUAUUGUUAUUAUUAUUAUUCAGUACAAAGCAACCAAGUUAUAUGAAAUUGUUGGUCAUCAUACAUCUUUGGAAAGUACGAGGGUAAAUCAGUAAGUAAGGCAAAUGUAAACAUAGCUUCAACACAGUUGUUGUCUUUUCAGGCUUUAUAUGGAUGUGUUUGUUUAUAAUUGUGCAAAGGGCUCGAUUGAGGUAGCAGUGAGGCUACCCUUAGCAAGACCUCAUUAUCAGACCUUUUUCUGCUAGCGGAUUAUUCGGUCUGUAAAUCAGUGUUAAUGACCAGUGACUAAGCCUGUUUUCCAGCUUGUUAUGUAUUCAUUCUUUGCAUGCUCAAGGUGUACCAGCACUCACUUUUACAUCUUACUGCUUUUGAUUUCCUGUAUUAUAAAUUGUAUUUAUGGUAAUGUCAUAUGCAGGAACCCUUAUACACUAAACUUCUGUUCCAACCACUGUACUAGUGAUGUAACCUUAGUAUAAUGACAUCUGAUGUCACUUCAAGACAGUUGUAGCCUCUUCCAAAAUUCUGUAUUUUAAAUAUACACUAAGCAGGGUCCAACAUGGUAUGGUGUAAAGAUUUUAUGUGUUAAAUUGCAAUGUUACAUUGCACUGACUUAACUCAGUAGGCCUGAGUUGGUUUAUUUGUGGAAGAAGUGAUUCUUCAGCAUUAGCUGCACUCAUAUCUGUAAACUUUCCAAGAACUAUAAAUGAUUAAAAUGAAACUGCCUGAACCUUUCAGGAAUUAUUUGUCAAUGUAUCAAAGUGGAAAUGUUAGUAGUUUUGAAAGUGUUCUGAUGAUUGCAUAUAAUGCCCAGAAUUACUGGGUUUCUGGACAUGAUCUGUCAUAAUGAUGAACAAAGUCAAGAAACCCAGUAAUCCCAGAGAGAAAUGUUAAUUUCCAGUUUCGUGUAUGUGUGCUGAGAGGCCGUUUCUGUAAAAAGUAAAUCCCAGACGGGCAAACCUCAGUGAUAUAUAGGUGGCACAGUAACUGAGGUUGUCCGCAUGUGUAUGUGAAAUGGCAAUAGUCACAAAAUAUAUCUGUGUACAGAAAUGUCAUUUUAUCCUUAGGAGGUUAGGUUGAGACACAUCACAUUAUUAAUGGCCAGUGCAUUCACCCAUUUCAUUAGUUUGUUGUUAAUGCAGGCAAAAAUAUUGCUAUUACACAAGCAAAUUCAAUCAUUCCAUUUAAAGUGACUGUCAUUUGGGAAGAUGUAAAAUAUCUGUUAUGAAAAUACAGUAAAAUAGUUACUGAGUUCCAUGAUAUGUUAUCAUUUGGUGUCUGUAUAUAUAAAAUGUUCUUGUUAUCAUAAUUUUAUAUGUAAAUCUUUUCUGUUCAAUAAUUCCAUCACCAAAACUUACUUUCCAAAGUAAAGUGAAAUCCCUAUUUAAGGUUUCUUUUUGAAGCAAUGUAUUUGAAUGCUUAACUGAGAAAAAUCUUAAAUUUAUGUAAUUUAACAUGGAAGUUGUUGAUUUGGGAUCAUUGAAAUCAAAAGUUAAAUGAAAUGAAACCUUAAAUGGAGGUCCACUAAACUGCAUUUGUUUUAACCCAUUCCCUAUUUCAGUAAUAAGAAUAAAAUAUGCCAGCUGGAGGCUGCUCGGUAGGUAUCUGAUUGCCAGUGAUGCCAAUACAGUAUUUUAUAUAGCUGUAUUUUGUAUAUACAUUAAGAAGACAUAAUUAUAACAGAGAGAUUCUCAUAAACAACCACCAGCUUCAUUCAUGAAUAGGAAUGAAAUGUGCAAAACUUACAAAUGUAAAAUUUUUGCUUUUGCAGUUUAGUUUCAUGUUAUGAAGUUUUCCAGUAUUUUGCCAUUCAGUCCAUUCACCAUCUUCAGGGUAAAUGCAGAGGAAGGAAUAUGCAGCCUUAUAUGUAGGUCUUGCAGUAGAAGUAAGGUUGGGCAUGUUCAGCUUGGUGCUGUCCAGUGGGUAUAUUGCAAGACGUCAGAAAUAACCAAACUUACAUAGCUCAGUCACCGAAUGAUUGACUGGAUUGAGGUCCCCAAAGGAGAAAUAUCUUCUGUUUCAGUGCAUGAGAACCCCUGCACCAUUCUGUUCACUGGGUAUUGAAGGCUCUUUCCCUAUCCCAUUCAUAUGUCAUCUUACCCAUUUACACCUUAUAGUCUAACUACUGACAGCAUUGUUAAAAUCUUUAUUUAAUACAUUCUCUAUAUUGUGAAUUUUUAACAAAAUAUUUUAUUUUGUGUACGUCAUGUAUCAGUAAUGUGAUCAGCCAUGAAGCAAUGUAGUUUCUCUGUAAUUAAUGAAUAUCAAGGCUGGUGAAUUGUGGAAAAUAACGGAUUGAUUCUAGAAGAUUAUGUACUCAGUUUACCCCAAAUUGGAGUACACAUUCCCAUUUCAUGUUUUUAUUGGAAGUCAUUAAAGAAGCUAUAGUGGGAAGAGGAAUAUGAGACUAAAUUAGGAUUGAAAUCAUGGUCUUCUUGGUUAUGACAUAGUGUAGUUUGGUAGAUAGGUAUCAGCGUUUUGGAGGAGCGUACUGCUCGAAGGAUUAAGACCUGCUUCUGUCUUGAAGGUCAAGGCAGGGUGUUCACAUAGAUGUUGGUACCUGUCUACCUCACUACAAGUUGUCACAUCCCAAAAGUCAGUAAUAUUCACAAUACUGCCAUGAGAACAUCACGUCUCAUGAAUUUCUGUUUUGUAAACUUAAAGUUAUGUUGCAUUUUAAUGAACAGAGGCUGAAAUACAAGGUUUGCAUGGGGGUGAAGGUUCUUGUUGUGGAUAUGGGUUAAGAUACCAUGUAGUCUGGCAGGUUAUUACCAUUGUGUCAUAGGAAUAUACUACCUCCAUAUUCAGCUAUCUUGAAGUGGAAGCAACAUGUUUCUUCAAAAUGUUGGUAGACACCUGCAGGACUAGCAUCUCAUAUCCUAGCAGGAAACAGUCAAAAUGAUGGUUGUGUUUGUGGUGUAAUAAAUGGAAAGACAUCA